This is a messenger RNA of Drosophila obscura, 1366 nucleotides long. RefSeq names its product putative GPI-anchor transamidase (gene PIG-K). Bases 64 to 1131 code for a protein of 355 amino acids. Gene Ontology annotation, molecular function: GPI-anchor transamidase activity. The record is from RefSeq and is a predicted model, not a curated record. Lineage: Eukaryota; Metazoa; Arthropoda; Insecta; Diptera; Drosophilidae. Gene Ontology annotation, cellular component: GPI-anchor transamidase complex. The transcript has 6 exons. Gene Ontology annotation, biological process: attachment of GPI anchor to protein; protein localization to cell surface; proteolysis.
UGGCAUUUUUGUGUCAUUUCUCGCAGUUGCGUUUUCACCGAUUUUAUUUAAAUCAUUAAUGAAAUGUAUCUUAAACUGGUGUCUAUUGUUUAUAUAUUCAGCAUCUGCGCUGGUAGCUGCACUGCGAGCAAUGAAGAAACCUCCAUCCUGCCAGAGGGCUAUGUGGAUGCCACCCAGAGAUCGACGCACACCAACAACUGGGCUGUGCUGGUGGAUGCGUCCCGGUUCUGGUUCAAUUACCGGCAUGUAGCCAACGUCCUGUCCAUCUACCGGUCUGUGAAGCGCCUCGGCAUUCCCGACUCGCAGAUCAUUCUGAUGAUAGCAGACGAUAUGGCCUGUAACGCCCGCAAUCCGCGUCCCGGCCAGGUCUACAACAACGCCAACCAGCAUAUCAAUGUCUACGGCGACGACGUGGAGGUGGACUAUCGCGGCUACGAGGUGACCGUGGAGAACUUUGUCCGCCUCCUGACUGGCCGCACCCAGAACGGUACGGCGCGCUCCAAGAAGCUGCUCUCCGAUGCCGGCAGCAAUGUUCUCAUCUACCUCACCGGCCAUGGCGGCGAUGGUUUCCUGAAGUUCCAGGACUCGGAGGAGAUAACCAGCCAGGAGCUGGCCGACGGCAUCCAGCAGAUGUGGGAGAAGAAACGCUACAAUGAGCUCUUCUUCAUGGUGGACACUUGCCAGGCCGCCUCGUUGUACGAGAAGUUUAGUUCGCCCAAUGUCCUGGCAGUGGCCAGCAGCCUGGUGGGGCAGGAUUCGCUCUCGCAUCAUGUGGAUCCUUCGAUUGGUGUGUAUAUGAUCGACCGCUAUACCUACUAUGCCCUGGAGUUCCUAGAGAAGGUGCAGCCAUUCAGCACGCGCACCAUUGGCGAAUUCCUGCAAGUGUGCCCCAAGCGUGUCUGCAUUUCGACUGUUGGCGUGCGUAAGGACCUCUACCGACGCGAUCCCCACAAGGUGCCCAUAACGGACUUCUUUGGCGCCAUCAGGCCCACACGCGUCUCCACGGACCGCAUCAAUGUGACGCUGGCCAACGAGAGUGACUUUAUUGCCAAUCCGGAGGAUAUUUCUGUGACCAAGAGGCAGUUCAAUAUCAUCAUGGAGUCGCAGUUUCCGUCCGAAUUUUUCAAAUGAAGUUCAUUCCAAGUACAAAACAAUCAAAAACCAAAGCCACAAAAAAAACAGCAAUAUGGCUGGGGGGACCUGCACUGCAUCUGAAUCGACCGACGCCUGCCUAUCUACCCCAAAAACAAUUUCUAGACAUAUUCGGUGUAUACUUUUUGGGGCAUUCAAGUGCUGCACCCACUCAGGAGAUACUGCCAUGGGUAUCCAUAAAUACAUAGAUAUCACAUCUAGGAUUAGUGCAGAA